AGUGCUACUACUUCUGUACUGCUGGUAGUGUAGAUAUCAGGAUGGCUGAAACGUUAGAGACGGUUACCGGCUUUUUCUCCCGUAUGUUACCGAGUAACGAAGAGGCCCUUCUGGACACACUUGCCUACGUUAUGUUAGGGCUGUCCGUACCGGUGUUCUUUAUAAUGGUUUUCGUCAAGGUGGCGGAAUAUGGCCGCUACACGGUGAAGUCGACGUCCUGGUCGCUGCCAGCACGGCCGGCGUGGCUAUUCCAGGAGCUGCCCUCGUUUGCUGUUCCCGUGCUUCUGGUGCUGUCCGGUCGUGCUGUCCGGAUGACACAGCUGCCCAAUCAGGUGCUGUUGGGCAUGUUUGUGGCACACUACUUCCAGAGGACGUUCAUCUUUUCUCUCCUGAUACGCGGCGGGAAGCGGACACCGUUCCGUAUCUUCCGCGACGCGUUCGUGUUCUGUGCGUAUAACGGAUACCUGCAGGGCAGAUACCUGACGGAGUUUGCGCACUACCCAGAUACGUGGCUGACCGACCCGAAGUGCAUCGUGGGCAUCGUCUUGUUCCUGGCGGGAAUGGUCAUCAAUCUUCACGCCGACCACAUUCUGAGGAACCUCCGGAAGCCUGGAGAGACAGGCUACAAGAUUCCACAAGGCGGAAUGUUCACCUACGUUUCCGGUGCCAACUACUUCGGGGAGAUUGUAGAGUGGACCGGUUUCGCCAUCGCGUGUUGGUCUCUGCCGGCGGCCGCCUUCGCCGUCUUCACCGCCUCAAACAUCGGCCCGAGAGCGUACCGCCAUCACAAAUGGUACCUGCAGAAGUUUGACAAUUACCCAAGAAGCAGGAAAGCAGUCAUCCCCUUCCUCAUCUGAUAUCAUCAUCACAGCAGGCAGACAUGAAUUAAAAACACUAAUUAAUUACAAAAAGCUCCAACAUGCCAUUGUGCCUUGCACACACAUGUAGGUUAAACCUAUACCAAUGCGCUAGACUUUUGUGUGCCUUCUUUGCUCGACUUGAGACAAAUUGGAAUGUAACUUUGGUACAGCUCACUUUUAACACUGGAAAACCCCAUACACAGUACCAUACAAUAUGAUAAAUAGUCUUAGAGUUAGACAAUAUAUAAUACAAACAUCAUACCGUUGCCAUUAUCAUUGAUAACCUUGAACAGCUAGACAUAUUUUUUGCAAUAUUCUAAUGUUGGA
Branchiostoma belcheri (Belcher's lancelet) is the source of this 1187-nucleotide messenger RNA. RefSeq names its product 3-oxo-5-alpha-steroid 4-dehydrogenase 1-like. Lineage: Eukaryota; Metazoa; Chordata; Leptocardii; Amphioxiformes; Branchiostomatidae. The record is from RefSeq and is a predicted model, not a curated record. Gene Ontology annotation, biological process: steroid biosynthetic process. Bases 42 to 857 code for a protein of 271 amino acids. Gene Ontology annotation, molecular function: 3-oxo-5-alpha-steroid 4-dehydrogenase activity. The transcript is spliced from 5 exons. Gene Ontology annotation, cellular component: membrane.